Molecule: messenger RNA, 4344 nt
Organism: Branchiostoma floridae (Florida lancelet)
Lineage: Eukaryota; Metazoa; Chordata; Leptocardii; Amphioxiformes; Branchiostomatidae
Product: fibropellin-1-like
Exons: 34
Biological process (GO): Notch signaling pathway
Molecular function (GO): Notch binding; calcium ion binding
Source: RefSeq, a predicted model, not a curated record
AUGGCGGAAACCACUGCUUGUGACUCCGCCAUAGACGCUGGAUUUACACCUACAGGAGUGAUUACGUCACCAAACUACCCAUCCACGUAUCCUAAAGAUACACAAUGUACCUGGACUAUUACUGCACUUGCUGGUCAGGCUGUUACCUUGGACAUAACUGACUUCAACCUAGCUGGUUAUAACUGUGGCACUGGGGACACACUUGAGGUUUUUGACGGCAGUUCUGAUGCAACGACUCUACUGGACACGUAUUGUGUGGGAAAUACGCCUGAUGGACAGAUAGUGUCUACAGGACCAUCAAUGACUGUUGUCUUUACAUCGCUCGGAAACAACUUUUUCAGCAACGGAUUCAGUGCCACGUAUGGAACUACUAUAGGACAAGGUCCAACUGUGCCAACUACAUCUUCAACUGAUUUUGUGGUUCCUGAUGACUGUUCUACGCCUCUUGGAAUGGAGUCUAGAAUAAUCCCUGACGACCACAUAACAGCCUCUACUGAGAAAGUUGGAUACGAGGCUUGGAGGGGUCGUCUGAAUAACGGCAAGGCGUGGCAGACCGACACAGCCGAUACAAACCAGUGGCUACAGAUCGACCUAGGUAGUCAAAAGUUCGUCACCGGCAUCCAAACACAAGGUCUGUGGGGAGGGCACACCAAGACUUACAAACUGUUGUACUCUGACGAUGGGACUACGUGGGUCACUUACGGAGAUGGACAAGAUGACACCAUCUUUACAGGUAACACCGACGGCCCAACAGUAGUGCAACAAACCCUACCAACUCCAGUUCUCACACAGUACGUGAGGAUAAAUCCACAAACAUUUCAGGGCACCGCUUACAUCCGUCUGCGGGCAGAGAUACUUGGCUGUGAUGCACCAGUAGAUUUCUGCAGUCCUGACCCCUGUACACACGGCAAUUGCGUUAACGGAGACGCAGGCUAUACCUGUACCUGUGAUCAAGGCUGGGAGGGAGUCAACUGUACUUCAAAUAUAGACGCCUGCAGUCCUGACCCCUGUACACACGGCACCUGUACAGACGGUGUAGCGAGCUACACUUGUAGUUGUGAGAGCGGCUGGGAUGGUCAAAACUGUGACCAAGACAUAGACGAUUGUGCGGCCUCCCUCUGUCUCCACGGCACCUGUACAGACGGUGUAGCGAGCUACACUUGUAGUUGUGAGAAUGGCUGGGAAGGUCAAAACUGUGAUCAGAAUAUAGACGACUGUGCAACCUCCCCCUGUCUACACGGCACCUGUACAGACGGAGCAGCGAGCUACACUUGUAGUUGUGAGAACGGCUGGGAAGGUGUCAAUUGUGAUCAAGAUAUAGACGACUGUGCGGCCUCUCCCUGUACACACGGCACCUGUACAGACGGUGUAGCGAGCUACACUUGUAGUUGUGAGAACGGCUGGGAAGGUCAAAACUGUGAUCAAAAUACAUACGACUGCAGUCCCAACCCCUGUCUUCACGGCACCUGUACAGACGGUGUAGCGAGCUACAAUUGUAGUUGUGAGAACGGCUGGGAGGGUGAAAACUGUGACCAAGACAUAGACGACUGCAGUCCCAACCCCUGUCUCCACGGCACCUGUACAGACGGUGUAGCGAGCUACACUUGUAGUUGUGAGAGCGGCUGGGAAGGUCAAAGCUGUGAUCAAGAUAUAGACGAUUGUGCGGCCUCUCCCUGUCUCCACGGCACCUGUACAGACGGUGUAGCGAGCUACACUUGUAGUUGUGAGAACGGCUGGGAAGGUGUCAAUUGUGAUCAAGAUAUAGACGACUGUGCGGCCUCUCCCUGUACACACGGUACCUGUACAGACGGUGUAGCGAGCUACACUUGUAGUUGUGAGAACGGCUGGGAAGGUCAAAGCUGUGAUCAAAAUACAGACGACUGCAGUCCCAACCCCUGUCUCCACGGCACCUGUACAGACGGUGUAGCGAGCUACACUUGUAGUUGUGAGAGCGGCUGGGAAGGUCAAAGCUGUGAUCAAGACAUAGACGACUGUGGGGCCUCUCCCUGUCUCCAUGGCACCUGUACAGACGGUGUAGCGAGCUACACUUGUAGUUGUGAGAACGGCUGGGAAGGUCAAAAUUGUGAUCAAGACAUAGACGACUGUGCGGCCUCCCCCUGUCGCCACGGCACCUGUACGGACGGUGUAGCGAGUUACACUUGUAGUUGUGAGAACGGCUGGGAAGGGGGCAACUGUGAUCAGGACAUAGACGACUGUGCGACCUCUCCCUGUACACACGGUACCUGUACAGACGGUGUAGCGAGCUACACUUGUAGUUGUGAGAACGGAUGGGGAGGGGACAACUGUGAUCAAAAUAUAGACGACUGCAGUCCUGACCCCUGUGCACACGGCACCUGUUAUGACGUAGUAGCCGGUUAUACCUGUACCUGUGAGCACGGUUGGGGCGGAGUCAACUGUAGUAGUAACAUCGAUAAUUGUGUUGGCAACCCCUGUCUCCACGGCACCUGUACAGACGGUGUAGGAAGCUACACUUGUAGUUGUGAGAACGGCUGGGAGGGCGAAAACUGUGAUAAAAACAUAGACGACUGCAGUCCUGACCCCUGUGCACACGGCACCUGUACAGACGGUGUAGGAAGCUACACUUGCAGUUGUGAGAACGGCUGGGAGGGUGUCAACUGUAAUCAAAAUAUAGACGACUGUGCGGCCUCUCCCUGUACACAUGGCACCUGUACAGACGGUGUAGCGAGCUACACUUGUAGUUGUGAGAACGGUUGGGAAGGUGUCAACUGUGAUCAGGACAUAGACGAUUGUGCGGCCUCCCCCUGUACACACGGCACCUGUACAGACGGUGUAGCGAGCUACACUUGUAGUUGUGAGAACGGCUGGGAGGGUGAUAACUGUGAUCAAAACAUAGACGACUGUGCGGCCUCCCCCUGUACACACGGCACCUGUACAGACGGUAUAGCGAGCUACACUUGUAGUUGUGAGAACGGAUGGGAAGGUCAAAACUGCGAUCAAAACAUAGACGACUGUGCGGCCUCCCCCUGUCUCCACGGCACCUGUACAGACGGUGUAGCGAGCUACACUUGUAGUUGUGAGAACGGCUGGGAAGGUUUUAACUGUGAUCAAAAUAUAGACGACUGCAGUCCCAACCCCUGUCUCCAUGGCACCUGUACAGACGGUGUAGCGAGCUACACUUGUAGUUGUGAGAUCGGAUGGGAAGGGGACAACUGUGAUCAAAAUAUUGACGACUGCAGUCCCAACCCUUGUACACACGGUACCUGUACAGACGGUGUAGCGAGCUACACUUGUAGUUGUGAGAACGGAUGGGAAGGUUACAACUGUGACCAAGAUAUAGACGACUGCAGUCCUGACCCCUGUGCACACGGCACCUGUAAUGACGUAAUAUCCGGUUAUACCUGUACCUGUGAGCACGGUUGGGGCGGAGUCAACUGUAGUAAUAACAUUGAUAACUGUGUAGGGUCCCCCUGUCUACACGGUACGUGCACUGAUGGUGUAGCGAGCUACACGUGUUCUUGUGAGAACGGUUGGGAAGGUGACAACUGUGAUCAAAAUAUAGACGAUUGCUCGGCCUCCCCCUGUACACACGGCACCUGUACAGACGGUGUAGCGAGCUACACUUGUAGUUGUGAGAACGGCUGGGAAGGGGACAACUGUGAUCAAAACAUAAACGACUGCAGUCCUGACCCCUGUACACACGGUAUCUGUACAGACGGUGUAGCGAGCUACACUUGUAGUUGUGAGAACGGCUGGGAAGGGGACAACUGUGAUCAAAACAUAAACGACUGCGCGUCCUCCCCCUGUUCACACGGCACCUGUACAGACGGUGUAGCGAGCUACACUUGUAGUUGUGAGAACGGCUGGGAAGGCCAAAACUGUGACCAGGACAUAGACGACUGCGCGGCCUCCCCCUGUACACACGGCACCUGUACAGACGGUGUAGCGAGCUACACUUGUAGUUGUGAGAACGGCUGGGAAGGUGAUAACUGUGAAGAUCUGUCUACUACAGAGAUUCAUUCUACCACGAUGAUAGCCACGACCAUGGAACACACUACCAUGACGACAGCCAAACCAACUACCAACCCGAAGCAGACAACCGCUCCCAACCCAACAACAUCUGAACCAACAACAACAGAAAGCUUGGAAACAACAACGGUCUACCAUACCACGACGGAUGAAGAAAUCCACACCUCACUCCUUACCUCUACUUAUCUAACAACUACUGCACCUCUGACCACUUCCAUACCCUCAACAGAAGUUGAAACAACAGCUUACACUACCACUGCAGUCACGGAAACCUACUCUUCUAUCUUUGCCUCUACUCUCUCAUCAACCACUGCGCCUCUAACUACCACUGAGGAC